UUCCAUUUAAUAUGUUAAGUCAGAUCAGGAAGUGUGAUGCUGUGACAGUAGAAAAGGAAGCAGGCACACAAUGGCACUAUGUUUGCAUCUGGGACUGGUAGCAUGAGAGGGCCCCGGGUAAAGACCCCCCUGUUGCUGCUGCUGCUGCUGGCCGCUCUUACAAAGACAGUGUUGUGUGACAACGGAGAUGCAGCUGCUGAUGAUGAAGCAGAAGCAACUGAGAUACAGGAAGAGGAGGCAGUAGAAGCAGAAGUAGUACAAGAAGUCCCAGGAGCUGACGGUGGUGGUGAUGGUAAUACAGAGAUCUCAGAAACAACUCCAGCUACUACAGAUGACUCUCCAACAGUGGCACCCGGCCCCUCCCUCCCAGUUGAGAACAUUGAAAGUCCCAUAGAAGACGAUCAUGGCUCAGGAAUAAGGAGCCUCCCCUCCCUUGAUGAUGUCCCUACAGAAGCAACACUGCCUUACUCUGCGGGUCCUGGGGACAUUUCACAAAAAGGAGGGGAAGAAGGUUUGAGUCUCAUCAUCAUCCUGAUCCCUGUGGUUCUGGUGGUCUUAAUUAUCGGCAUGAUAGUCUGCGGCAUUUUCAUCAACCGUAGGUGGAAUGAAAAAGCAAGAAAUCAAGAGCUGAGAAAAGAAGAUCCCUAUUUGGACGGGUCCAGCACAGAGAAGGUGCCAAUGCCCAUGUUUGAAGAAGAUGUGCCCUCUGUGUUGGAGCUGGAAAUGGAAGAGUUGGACCAAUGGAUGAAAACGGACGAUGAAACUGCAAAGGACUCCACGCUUGCAUGAAUCUACUGAUGGUGGUUAACAAAGGACGCUCUCCCUGCAUGAAAGGACACGCAGUCAGUGAUGCAUUGAUGCCAACUUGGAUGUUCUGACCUUUGUAAAUAAAUCCAGCAACAUCUGUGACCACGGGAAAUAAUUUGACUGCCAGGAAACAACACUUUAAGGACACAAGCAAACAUUACUUUCAUUUUUAAUCAGCCAGAAACAUGAAUACAUCAUCACAACUCUUGGCUGUCAUUCUCCUUGAAAGCUUUCAGUGGACAGCAAUGGACGACAAUUGGACUUAAACUUGUUAAAACACUGGAUCUUUGAUCAGUUUUGUGCCUUUCAUGGAUUUUUUAAGGUCAUGCCUUGCCUUCUUUGAUUGUAUUGUUGAACUGUCGAGCAGUAAGUGGUUAUAAUCCGGGUAAAUGCACAGUAUUUUCUGCCUCAGUGAAACAGAAAGAAAAGUAUCAAGGUUAAACCUACAACACUGUGCAGUAUACCAAACAUUCCCUUUUGUACUGAUUCAUAGUGUUAAAAGAGAACGUGGUCAUCUUAAAGCGCAUUAGGCCGAUACUCUUCUCCACCCCUCACAGAUAUGACUGCUCACAGUUUCUGCUGAUGGCAUCUCUUUAGCUCAAAGCCUCUUUGUUGUAUUACACUGUGUGACUCCCUCCAGCUGCAGGUUUUAAUGGGGAAAUAUCCUGUUGAAGAUUGCAGGCAUGCAUGACAGAGGAGGCCACUCCUUUUCAUGCCUGUGCAGAGCUGGUUAGGACUCACAGAGAAAGUGGUUUUUAUUCAGAGAAUGAAAUCUCAAAGUGUGAAAUCAGUCUGUUUCUGUGUCUUGUGAUAAAUUAUUACCCGUCACUGAAACAGCUUUCUAAAAGCUCCUACUGAUAAGAUUUUCAUCUCACCAUGCAGUGGAUAAUAACUCUCUGACUGAAUACUUGAUGUCUACAAAUGCUGUUCAGAUGUUUUGUCUCCAGUUUUGGCUUUAAAGUGUUGAAUCUAAUCUAAUCUAAGUCAUGACACUGAUUUUAAUUAAUGUGAGUGCAACUUUCUAAAUGUGUCAGUCAGUAUUUUGCAGAAUCUUGCACUGUAAAUAUGAGAAUACAGUAUACCAAAAGAUGUUAUUUUCAAGGAUUGCCUUUUGUAAAUAUUUCAUACAAGGCCGUAAUUUUGUUGUAUUGCUAAUGAAGCUUUGAAUAAAUUUCAGUGAAUAAAACCUUGUGAUAAAAUCA
Messenger RNA from Epinephelus fuscoguttatus (brown-marbled grouper), 2009 nucleotides. RefSeq names its product transmembrane protein 154 (gene tmem154). The coding region runs from base 79 to 789 and encodes 236 amino acids. NCBI's taxonomy places the organism in Eukaryota, Metazoa, Chordata, Actinopteri, Perciformes, Serranidae. The record is from RefSeq and is a predicted model, not a curated record. The transcript is spliced from 9 exons.